Molecule: messenger RNA, 1110 nt
Organism: Symbiodinium sp. CCMP2592
Lineage: Eukaryota; Dinophyceae; Suessiales; Symbiodiniaceae
Source: the annotation of a GenBank genome assembly
AUGACGAAGCCGAAUCUGUCCGUGGCACCAUUCGCCGCGCUGACGGUUUUCGGCUUCACUUUGCGCUCUGCUCUGCUGGAGUAUGACAAUAUUCCCCGCACAGCAGAUGUUUUUGAGUGUUGGAGUGGCCAGGGCAGCAUCGCCAAAGCGGCAGAGGACUCCAACCUUGUGGCAACGGUCUACGACAAGUACAGACCAGGAGCAGAUCCGGCCGAGGACUUGACGUUCGAAUCGGGGUUUCGGCUUGCACUUACGCGCGUGAUGGCUCUGAAGCCAGGCAGCUUGGCUUGGUUCGCUCCGCCCUGUGGGACAUUCACUUGGUUGGAUCGCCACCACUCGAAGCGAACCAAACAAAAUCCCCUGGGAAAUGAGGAUUAUGCACCUGUGCGCAAUGCAAACUUACAAGCCAUGGCUAUGAUUUUCAUGGUCUGUUUGUGCCUGCUUCGCGACGUGCUGCCCGUGGUCGAACAACCGGCGCAAAGCCAAAUGUUCAGACUCCCUACGAUAGCCCAUGUGUUCGAGAAGCUGAAUCUAACAUCCACCACUUGCACAAGGUGCUCUUUCGACGACUCAGAGUGGGGCGACCGCAUCUUCAAAAGAUACAAAUUUGUGGGGCAGGCAUGGAUCCAGAACCUUCACCGGACGUGCUACUGCCCGCACGGGAAGCAUAAGGAACUGGUGAGUGUGCGAUUUUGCAAGAAAAGCAAGAAGACAAAGAAAACCGGUAAAAAGGCUCUACUCGUCCUGAGUGGGCGAUAUCCACCCCGCUUGGGCCGCUUCAUCGUGGAUGUAUGGCUCGCCAACCGAGAUCAGCCUGACGGGGAGGUCGUUGAGAAGAAGUCGAAGACUCCUCGUCCAAAGGGCAAAGUCACCGUCAAGAGGAAAGGUGCCAAUGCAAAGGCCAAGUCCUCGCGGCAGAAACCGAAGCCAGAGGCCAGGAAAGCAUCCACUUCGGAGAGCUGGAAGCAAAUGGAAACAGGAUCGCAUCAGGAGGACGAGCCUGCCUCCAAGCAGGUCCGUGUAUCGGACUGGAAGCAGAUGGACUUAGGAGCAGACGAUCCAGAUGAGCAGGGUAGCUUGGAUACGGAUUGGAAGAAGAUGCUCCUGUGA